This is a messenger RNA of Olea europaea var. sylvestris, 1540 nucleotides long. RefSeq lists its product as uncharacterized. Bases 262 to 1197 code for a protein of 311 amino acids. The transcript is spliced from 3 exons. The record is from RefSeq and is a predicted model, not a curated record. NCBI's taxonomy places the organism in Eukaryota, Viridiplantae, Streptophyta, Magnoliopsida, Lamiales, Oleaceae.
AGCACUUAAUAACUCGAAAAAAAAUCCGAACGUUAAACCAGACCAGGAUGGAGUCCGAAACCUCGUUGCCCCAACCCUACUCUACACGACCCCCCACCCCACGCCACCCCGAUAUAAUCUAAACUCACCUUCGCGGCGAUUUUCCCAUAGUAUCCAAAUCAAAGAAGAGAGAGAGAGAGAGAGACACUUAAGCAAACCGUAGGGCCUUUCUUUCUUUUGAAGCUCUUGUUUGCGUAAAAUGUGUGUGUGAAUGAUCGGGAUAUGGUUAUGGGGACAGAAAGAUCGAAGGCUUUGCACAAUUUCACGAUGCCUUGUGGCCUCCGGUGGGGUAACCAGCGAUAUCUCCGUUGCAUGAAGGUCAACUCAAAUGGCCAAAUUUCAACCCUCAGCCGCUUCCAUGGAAAUGAUUCUGAUUCUUCUGAUUAUAAGCACCAACAACAGCGUACAACCAGAGAGAAACAGAGGGACAGUGAUAGAUCCCACAAAAUGGGUGUUACGAGAGCGGUGGGCAGUUUCGGUGGUGGACGGAGAUUUGAAAACGACGACGAUGAUGGGAUUGCGGCGGUAAGAGAGAAGGUGAUGUCCGAUCUUCAGGCGGUGGCGGAUAAGAUGAAAGACCAGAUUUUCAAGGAAGGUCUUGAGGAAGGUGAGAUUUUCGUUUCUCCAUCUCCACCUUCACCUCGGCCACCGCCACCCCCACCGCCUCCACCACCGCGUGCGGCAGGUCAGAUUUGUAGGCCGUGGAAUUCGAGGACAAGGAGAGCUGCGUGUAAGGCGCCUUUAAGUGGUUCGGUCGCCGGCGGUUCUGGUAGAAAUGGAGGAGCUGUUGACGGCGCCACCGCCGGUGGUAACAACAUUAGUAAGGCAAUGACGGUGGAUGUAAUGAAACCCCGUUCGGUGCUCUCACCGAUAAGGACGCCGUCUACAGGCGAUAACAGGUCGCCGAGGCUGAGGAUUGGCGUACUCGAAGCGCCGGAUUCUCCAAGCGGCGAGAAGAGAGAAAGAGCGAAAUUUUCAGUGACACUGCUAAGAAGAGAGAUCGAACAGGAUUUCAUGGCAAUGGUUGGUCAUAGGCCCCCUCGCAGACCAAAAAAGAGAGCCAAGAUUGUUCAGAAAGAAUUGGAUUCACUCUUUCCAGGAUUGUGGUUGUCAGAAAUUACAUUGGAUAUGUACAAAGUUUCUGAAGCUGCUCCAUAGACGAAAAUGUUCUUUGAAGUUUUGAAGGGCCUUUCGUAGGAUUUGCUGACAAGAAUUGGUUUAACCGUGAAGGAUUUACUAAUCUAGUUAUACAUUGCACCAGCUUUGAUAAAUAAGAAAUUUUACUUGAAUUUCUUCUGUUAAAAUGGUGGUGUAAAAGACGAAUUCACUUGUUUUGGGAAUGUUGAUUUGUUUAGUUCUGAUAUAAUUGUUCAUAAUUUUGUUUUUUUUUCUUGGGAAUAAAGUGUCCCAGUGCAAAAGGUUGGUAGGGUGUUUUUGUUUUCUUGAUUAAACAUAGUGCUUUAUGCUAUUCGAGAUAAUUUUCUCACAGCAUUACUUAAUA